UACAGGGUGUUGUUUGGGAAAUGAUAGUGUCAUUCAAAUGAAUAUCCUUUCACGCAACGUGUUUGACAUCAAUAUUUCUAUUCUACAGUUGCGUGCUGGGUUAAAGUCCUCUCACAACUAUAAUCUGCUUUACUGCAGAAGCGGAUUGUCUUCCCCGCCCCACCUGAUCACUGACAGGCUUUGGCCAAAACAGUUGCGGUGUGUUUUUCCUCCGCAGGACACAGAGACUCCACUGUCCGGCUCUUGCCAGCACUGUUCAGUAGUGAUAAGUUUUGUUAGAGGAUUGCUUUCGAAUUUGGCUACAAUGACAGGUUGCUGCGCUUGAAGUGAGAAUUGAAUCAUUGCGUUCAUGUAAACUGAACCAUGUCAGAGCAAGAGAUAAAGACAAAAAGUCAGAAGGACACUGAAGCGGUGAAUGAAGAGGUACCAGCUCCUACUCCUUUCAGCGAAGACACUGCAGUGUGCAUUGUUUCUGUGAAAAGCUUAAAGGAGAACUGGCAGAAGUGGUCUGAUGAUCACCAGGAGUACCAGAAGCACAAUCCCUUCAGUCAAGAGACCAGGCCCAGUGUAGUGGUCCCUCAGAGGGGACAGGACGACUAUGGGAGACCUAUGCAGGGCUCCAUGACGGAGCAGCGGGGGAGGGAUGCCCACACACACGUCAGCAGAGAGGUUCAGGAGCUGUGUGAGGUGAUAAGGAACAUUGGAGAGCCAAGAAACGGGGAUGACGGUGGAGGCAGCAGGGAUGGGAGUGUCAUCGCUGUAGAGUUUGGGAAACUGUUUGAGCAUUACGUGACUAUUUCAAAUAAAUUGGUGGGGAUCCUUCUACGAGCAAGGAAGCAGAGGUUGGUUCAUUUUGAGGGUGAGAUGCUAUGGCAGGGGAAGGAUGACAAUGUCAUGAUCACUCUGAUGACUUGAUGUAUCUCCAGUUGCUGUUGAAAAUGUCUUUUUCUCGCUUACAACGAAAAACCUCAUAAUUCACACCACCCUACAAGCCCAUAAGCAAUGCAUAUUAGGUGUGCAAACGUGAAGUACUGAAUCUAGUGUCCAGGUAUAUGCAUAAGAUGAAGUUGUGAAGUUGGCAAAAACAGCAAAUGUUCUUGAACUGAUCAUUUCCAUCUACUUGAUUGCAUUUAAUGUUUUAAUUUGGGGAAGUGUAGGAGUGUGUGGCUGAAAUGAAGACAGAGUUAAUGAGAGUGAGCCAAAGCCAAAGAGAACAUGAGGCUACAUGUGACAGACAAUAUGGUGCUAAAGGAUGAACUUGAUCCCACCUGGCUGUGGUACUCCAGUGUAUAUGUAUUACCAGUAGUAAUAGUAGUAAUUGCUCGUAGUUUGGGAGAUUGUUAGAGGUUGAAAUGUAGAAUGUAAAUCACACUGAUGCAUAAGAAUUAUCUCUAUUUCAUUAUUAAAGAACUAUGCAUUUGCUGCCAUGAAAAAUAAUAAGCUUUCUUAUCAUAAAGAGCAGUCGAUGGUUAAAUAAGCUGAGUGUUGCAUAUUAAAAGUAAUAAAAGAAGAAAAAACCUCCUCCUGUUAAAAAAAUCCUGUUUGUUAAUCAGUUACAGCAGAUGAUCAUUGAUCCAUAAUUGACAGCUGGUGCAGGUAAACUAAUGAAUGGGUAAGACAGAGAGAGAGAGACACUGUAAACUGAUACCACAAUGUGGGUUUAUGCU
Messenger RNA from Solea solea (common sole), 1667 nucleotides. RefSeq names its product actin-binding Rho-activating protein-like. The transcript has 2 exons. Gene Ontology annotation, biological process: positive regulation of Rho protein signal transduction. The record is from RefSeq and is a predicted model, not a curated record. The coding region runs from base 364 to 915 and encodes 183 amino acids. Lineage: Eukaryota; Metazoa; Chordata; Actinopteri; Pleuronectiformes; Soleidae. Gene Ontology annotation, molecular function: actin binding.